This is a messenger RNA of Syngnathoides biaculeatus (alligator pipefish), 702 nucleotides long. RefSeq names its product claudin-34-like. Gene Ontology annotation, biological process: cell adhesion; bicellular tight junction assembly. NCBI's taxonomy places the organism in Eukaryota, Metazoa, Chordata, Actinopteri, Syngnathiformes, Syngnathidae. The record is from RefSeq and is a predicted model, not a curated record. The coding region runs from base 1 to 702 and encodes 233 amino acids. The transcript has a single exon. Gene Ontology annotation, cellular component: bicellular tight junction; plasma membrane. Gene Ontology annotation, molecular function: structural molecule activity.
AUGAUCUGCUUCCAUUCCCAGCUCUGUGCCUUAUGGCUGGGUUGUGUGGGCUGGAUUCUAACCUGUGUAGCCCUGGGACUGGUCCAGUGGAGAGUUUGGUUGGUGUAUGACAGCAAAGUAAUCAGUUCAGGAGUAGCCUGGGUUGGUGUGUGGAGGGCAUGCUUCAAUAGCCACACUCUGGUAAGCCCCGGCUUAAUGGUCAGGCACUGCGAAUCCAUCAGCCUGUCGGAUUCGUCCACACCACCUGAGAUCGUGGCGGCUCAAAUCCUCAUGCUCCUGUCCCUGCUAGCAGGCCUGGUGGGGAACGGUGGUGGUUUUUACACCUUGAGGAACGUCUACUUUGGCUUGGAGAAAAAUAUUACCAGGUGCUGCUUGAUCACUGGAGCACUGUUCUUGUCAGCUUCUGGGAUGUCACUCGUGCCCCUCGCAUGGAAUCUGAACUCAGUGAUGGCUAAUCAGACCAUCACAUUCCCCCCUGGCUUCAAGAUGCCUCGAGCCCCUGAUUCUCAGCACGUGGGGUGUGGGAUCUCAGUGGGAAUGGUGGGCAUGCUCCUCAUGGUAUUGUCUGGGUUUAUGUUCUGUCGAUUUGGCUUAUGCCUACCAGUGAAAUUACCAGUGAGGUCACAAUGUGACAUGUCUGUUGAAAAAGAUAACCCAGUGUUUAAUUCUAAUGAACUUUGUUAUGAGACGAAUGAGCAUUAA